AGCUGCGGGACAGUACCUCCCGCGCCCAGCACCUCAGCGAUCGCUCGCUCCCGGCACCCCUGUCCGGCGCCCGCUUUCCCUUUCCCCUACCCCGUGCCCCGAUGGCCGCCACCGGGCCCCAGAGCUCCCCGCGCGGAGCCCUCUGCAGGCAGCUGCUGCUGACCCUCUUGAUCUUCAGUCUUGCUGGUGAAGCCUGCAAAAGGGUGAUAAUUAAUGUGCCUUCUAAACUAGAGGCAGACAAAAUGAUUGGCAGAGCUAAUUUGAAAGAAUGCCUUGGAUCUGCAGACCUCAUCCUGUCAAGUGAUCCUAAUUUCAGAGUUCUAGAUGAUGGGUCAGUGUACACAACCAGUGCUGUUGUGUUGUCUGGUGAGAAAAGAUCAUUCACCAUAUGGCUUUUGGACACAAGGAAACAGAUGCAGAAAGAGAUGACUGUGCUCUUGGAACAUCAGAAGAAGGUAUUGAAGAAAAGACAUGCUAAAGAGCCUGUUCUCAGGCGUGCCAAGAGGAGAUGGGCACCCAUUCCUUGUUCAAUGCAAGAGAAUUCCUUGGGCCCUUUCCCUUUGCUUCUUCAACAAGUUCAAUCUGAUGCAGCACAGAACUAUACCAUUUUCUACUCAAUCAGUGGGCAUGGAGUUGACCAAGAACCUUUAAAUUUGUUUUAUAUAGACAGAAACACUGGAAAUCUGUAUUGCACCCAGCCUGUGGACCGUGAAGAAUAUGAUGUUUUUGAUUUGAUUGCCUAUGCAUCAACUGCAGAUGGAUAUUCAGCAGACUUACCUCUUCCAUUGCCCAUCAGAAUAGAGGAUGAAAAUGACAACCACCCUGUUUUCACGAAAGAAAUUUUUAAUUUUGAAGUUUUGGAAAGUAGUAGAUUGGGCACUACAGUGGGAGUGGUUUCGGCCACAGACAGAGAUGAACCAGACACGAUGCAUACCCGCCUGAAGUACAGCAUUUUGGAACAGACUCCAAAAUCACCUGGGCUCUUUUCUGUGCAUCCCAGCACAGGCGUAAUCACCACAGUCUCGCAUUAUUUGGACAGAGAAGUUGUAGACAAGUACUCAUUGAUAAUGAAAGUACAAGACAUGGAUGGUCAAUAUUUUGGAUUGACUGGUACAUCAACUUGUAUCGUAACAGUGAAAGAUGCAAAUGAUAAUGCACCCACUUUUAGACAAAAUGCUUAUGAAGCAUCAGUAGAGGAAAAUGCAUUCAAUGUGGAAAUCUUACGAAUACCUAUAGAUGAUAAGGAUUUAAUUAACACUGCCAAUUGGAGAGCCAAUUUUACCAUUUUAAAGGGAAAUGAAAAUGGACACUUCAAAAUCAGCACAGACAAAACAACUAAUGAAGGUGUUCUUUUUGUUGUAAAGCCACUGAAUUACGAAGAAAACCGUCAAGUGAACCUGGAAAUUGGAAUAAGCAAUGAAGCCCCAUUUACUAGAGAUAUUCCCAGAGUGACAGCGAUGAACAGAGCCCUGGUGACAGUUCAUGUGAGGGAUCAGGAUGAGGGGCCUGAAUGCAACCCUGCCGCCCAGUAUGUACGGAUUAAAGAAAACUCUGAAGUGGGGUCCAGGAUCAAUGGCUAUCAAGCAUAUGACCCUGAAACCAAAAGUAGCAGAGGUUUAAGGUACAAAAAAUUGCAUGAUCCUAAAGGGUGGAUCAGCAUUGAUGAAACUUCGGGAUCUAUCAUAACUUCCAGAGCCCUGGACAGGGAGGCCAUAACUCCCCAAAAUGGCUUAUAUAAUAUUACAGUCCUGGCAAUAGACCAAGAUAGUAAGUCAUGUACGGGAACACUCGUCGUGACCAUUGAAGAUGUGAAUGAUAAUCCACCAGAAAUACUUCAAGAUUAUCUCACAAUUUGCAAACCAAAGAUGGGGUAUUCUGACAUUUUGGCUGUUGAUCCAGAUGAACCUGAACAUGGAGCUCCAUUUUAUUUCAGUUUGUCAGACACUUCUUCAGAAGUCGAUAGAAUAUGGACCCUCACCAGAGUUAAUGAUACAGCAGCCCGUCUUUCAUAUCGUAAAAAUGCUGAAUUUCAAGAGUAUUCCAUUCCUAUUACUGUAAAAGAUAGAGCAGGUCAAUCUGCAACAAAAACCUUGCGAGUUAACCUGUGUGAUUGUACUCAUCCAAGUCAGUGCCGAGCAGCUUCAAGGAGCGCAGGAAUUAUACUUGGAAAGUGGGCAAUCCUCGCUAUAUUACUGGGCAUAGCGCUACUAUUUUCUGUAUUGCUAACUUUAGUAUGUGGAGUAUUUGGCACAAGUAAAGGGAAACGUUUUCCUGAAGAUUUAGCACAGCAAAACUUAAUUAUAUCAAACACAGAAGCACCUGGAGAUGAUAGAGUGUGUUCUGCCAAUGGAUUUAUGACCCAAACUGCCAAUAACUCUAGCCAAGGUUUUUGUGGCACCAUGGGAUCGGGAAUGAAAAAUGGAGGGCAGGAGACCAUUGAAAUGGUGAAGGGAGGACAUCAGACUCUGGAAUCCUGCCGGGGCGUCGGGCAGCAUCACACCCUGGAUUCCUGCAGGGGAGGACACGUGGAGACGGACAACUGCCGAUACACGUACUCGGAGUGGCAUAAUUUCACCCAACCCCGUCUCGGUGAAAAACUGCAUCUGUGUAAUAAGAAUGAAGACCACAUACCAUCUCAAGAUUAUGUCCUCACAUAUAACUAUGAGGGAAAAGGUUCUCCAGCUGGUUCUGUAGGUUGCUGCAGUGAGAAACAGGAAGAAGAUGGCCUUGACUUUUUAAAUAAUUUGGAACCCAAAUUUAUUACAUUAGCAGAAGCGUGCACAAAGAGAUAAUGUCGCAGUGUCACAGCUAGACAGGUCUUUGCCAGACAUUCUGGAGGUAUUAAAAAAUAAUAUUGUAAAGUUUGAUU
Carlito syrichta (Philippine tarsier) is the source of this 2869-nucleotide messenger RNA. RefSeq names its product desmocollin 3 (gene DSC3). Gene Ontology annotation, biological process: homophilic cell-cell adhesion. Lineage: Eukaryota; Metazoa; Chordata; Mammalia; Primates; Tarsiidae. Gene Ontology annotation, molecular function: gamma-catenin binding; calcium ion binding. Gene Ontology annotation, cellular component: plasma membrane; desmosome. The record is from RefSeq and is a predicted model, not a curated record. Bases 102 to 2792 code for a protein of 896 amino acids. The transcript is spliced from 16 exons.